UAAAGUUGAUGUUUUUUUUUAGAAUUUGUCUUGCACAAGAGGCAUAAUGAAAUUAGGAAGUGUUGAGUUUUGCUUUAUCAGCAGGGGCUCUGUGCUGAUGUAUAUGAACGUGUACCAGCUGACUGAGGUGACCCCUGCAGUGCCUAACUCAGACUUUGCAGGGGCUGGAGAGGCUUAGUCUAUUAAAUCCAGUCGACUGCAGCCCGGGAGCACAACAGGAAGAGGAGCAGUCACAGCGAGGUCGAGUCUGACUGAAGGGUUGGGAAAAGGAAGAGGACUCGGACCCUCCAGGCAACAGUGAACAUGGCCUCAAUUCUGCAGAAGCUGCUGACCCCGCUGCUCAGCGGUCCUCCUGAGCCCCCCAGGAAUAAAGUGACAGUGGUGGGCGUGGGCCAGGUCGGCAUGGCCUGUGCUAUAAGCAUCCUGCUCAGGGAGCUGGCUGAUGAACUCGCCCUGGUGGACGUGAUGGAGGACAAGCUGAAAGGAGAAAUGAUGGACCUGCAGCACGGCAGCCUCUUCCUCAAAACCCACAAGAUAGUCGCAGACAAAGACUACUCCGUGUCGGCGAACUCCCGCAUCGUGGUGGUGACAGCUGGAGUCCGUCAGCAGGAAGGAGAGAGCAGGCUGAACCUCGUCCAGAGAAACGUCAACAUCUUCAAGCACAUCGUCCCUCAGAUCGUCAGAUACAGCCCCGACUGCACCAUCAUCGUGGUCUCCAACCCAGUCGACGUGCUGACCUACGUCACCUGGAAACUGAGCGGCCUCCCCAAGCACCGCGUCAUCGGCAGCGGCACCAACUUGGACUCGGCGCGCUUUCGCUUCCUGAUGGCCGACAAACUGGGGAUCCAUCCCAGCAGCUUCAACGGCUGGAUCCUGGGCGAGCACGGAGACACCAGUGUGCCCGUGUGGAGCGGAACCAACGUGGCGGGGGUCAACCUGCAGACGUUGAACCCCAACAUCGGCACCGACUGUGACGAGGAGAACUGGAUGGAGACGCACAAGAUGGUGGUGGACAGUGCCUACGAGGUGAUCAAACUGAAGGGUUACACCAACUGGGCCAUCGGCCUGAGCGUAGCUGACCUGACAGAAAGCCUCAUCAGGAACAUGAACAGGAUCCAUCCCGUGUCCACCAUGGUGAAGGGCAUGUAUGGGAUCAGCGACGAGGUGUACCUGAGCCUGCCCUGCGUGCUGAACGGCGCAGGUGUGGCCAGCGUGGUCAACAUGACCCUGACGGAGGACGAGGUGGCCCAGCUGCAGGCCAGCGCCGGCACGCUGUGGGACAUCCAGAAGGACCUGCAGGACGUCUGAGCGGACAGCGAGGGGCAACGUUUCUCCCCCCCCCCCCCCACCCCGCUGCACCCCCCUCCCUCGGUCCCGAAACGUACGAUCACCCUGUGCAGUCACUAAACGUCACGCAGGCGCCAAACCUUUCAAUUCACUGCCUGCUGUAGAUUCACAGGCCCACGGGGGGGGGUUUAGCUGUAGGUGUCAGUUUGUGACUUAGUGGAAUGCUGCUCUUUCUUCCUUGCAGUGUGGGACACUCUCCUUUGCUUUGGUGUGUAAUAAAGGUUGUUGCUUGAACAUUUGAGGGCACGUGUUUGGGGGUCGUUCAGCAGUAGAGCAACAAAAAAAAAAAACGACGGGUGUGCUGGACGGUUUAUGCAAAACGUUACCGUGACAACUCACACCAGCGCACACUCAAAGCUCCAACUUUAAUGUUUUUUAAUCGGCACGUGGAUGGAUUUUGUGAUGCUCUGCCCUGCAGUGAAAACGGACAUAUGAUGUCAUAAAUUGGACACAUUAUCACAGACUUGAACCAGUAAAAUAACACUUAAUAAAUGCUUUAGUUCAAAUGUGUUUAUUAGAUGAACAUGUGGAUUAUUCUGUAUUCUGAGAAUGUGUGUUGUACAACAUCUGUAUGCGAGGAAAGACGAUUAAACGUAGGUAAAACAUUGUCAUGCAGUUUUGGGUGUCCUAGAAUAAAAGCUUUUAACGGUUGCGUAA
This is a messenger RNA of Pungitius pungitius (ninespine stickleback), 2004 nucleotides long. It is a transcript of the gene ldhbb, whose product is annotated as lactate dehydrogenase Bb. Bases 304 to 1308 code for a protein of 334 amino acids. NCBI's taxonomy places the organism in Eukaryota, Metazoa, Chordata, Actinopteri, Perciformes, Gasterosteidae. The record is from RefSeq and is a predicted model, not a curated record. Gene Ontology annotation, biological process: lactate metabolic process; pyruvate metabolic process. Gene Ontology annotation, molecular function: L-lactate dehydrogenase (NAD+) activity. Gene Ontology annotation, cellular component: cytoplasm. The transcript is spliced from 8 exons.